Molecule: messenger RNA, 3028 nt
Organism: Leptonychotes weddellii (Weddell seal)
Lineage: Eukaryota; Metazoa; Chordata; Mammalia; Carnivora; Phocidae
Source: RefSeq, a predicted model, not a curated record
UGAGCCCUAGACAGCGAGUGGCCCGGCUGCUACGAGUGCCUUGCUUUCCCCCUUUUGCAGCAGCAGCGGCGGCAGCCACAGCAUCCGCGUUGCACGAAGGGGAUGUGAGCAGCCGGGCUGAGUCAGCAUCCCCGGUCGGGGCGCGCGCGCAUCCUCCCUCCCUGGCGGUUGGCGACGUGCACACAGGAAACCUUACAGAAACAUGAAGCCCUCAACCAUCUGGAACUGAGAAACUCAUUCGAGGCUGACUGCGGCUUCUAGAACGUCCAGGUGUUCUGCAGAUGUGAGAAUUUAUCCUGCACUCACCAGCUGGAGUCCUGAACAGAUGCACGGCACUAACAUCCCUGAGCACAGAGGGCUCCUUCGCUAAGUGGCCAAAGAGCUGUGGACACUGAGGGCUGAUUGUCGCACACAGCCGGUCCUCCCUCGGAGCUGCAGAGGGGCAAACCACAUUCGGGGUUGCAAGUUUCCUGACUCUCUCGAAUGAGGAUUCCAGGUGGGGGCCUCAUUUCUGUAGCCCCACCAUCCUUCUAGGGACCACCCCCAACAAGACCGCCACCACCAGUAUCUUUUGCAAACUCCUUGCCCUGAAACAGAGCAGGAGGGCCCUCGGAAAAAUCUUUAGCUGCGGCCCACCGUCACUCCGGACAGUGAUUACCCUCCCCUCCCCACCAUGGGCUGGCUUUUUCUAAAGGUUCUGCUUGUGGGGGUGACUUUCUUGGGAGGCCUGUAUCCCCUUGUGGAUUUUUCCUUCAGUGGGGAAACAAGAGGCCGGAAGCCAAAUUUCGUGAUCAUUUUGGCAGAUGACAUGGGGUGGGGGGACCUGGGGGCGAACUGGGCAGAAACGAAGGACACUGUCAACCUUGAUAAGAUGGCUGCAGAAGGAAUGAGGUUUGUGGAUUUCCACGCAGCUUCCUCCACCUGCUCGCCCUCUCGGGCCUCCCUGCUCACGGGCCGGCUUGGCCUUCGCAACGGAGUCACGCACAACUUUGCGGUCACCUCUGUGGGGGGUCUGCCGCUCAACGAGACCACCUUGGCGGAGGUGCUGCAGCAAGCUGGCUACGUCACUGGGAUGAUAGGCAAAUGGCAUCUCGGACACCAUGGCUCUUAUCACCCCAACUUCCGUGGUUUUGAUUACUACUUUGGAAUCCCAUACAGCCAUGAUAUGGGCUGCACGGAUACCCCGGGCUACAACCACCCUCCUUGUCCAGCGUGUCCACGGGCCGAUAGACCGGCAAGGAACCUUGAGAGGGACUGUUACACUGAUGUGGCCCUUCCUCUCUAUGAAAACCUCAACAUCGUGGAGCAGCCCGUGAACCUGAGCAGCCUGGCGCAGAAAUAUGCCGAGAAAGCGACCCAGUUCAUCCAGCAUGCAAGCACCAGUGGAAGGCCCUUCCUGCUGUACGUGGGCCUGGCCCACAUGCACGUGCCCUUAUCCAGAAUGCAGCUCUCAGCAGACCCACGGGGCCAAAGGCCAUAUGGCGCAGGUCUCCGGGAGAUGGACAGCCUGGUGGGCCAGAUCAAGGACAAAGUCGACCGCACAGCAAAAGAAAACACAUUCCUCUGGUUUACAGGAGACAAUGGCCCGUGGGCUCAGAAGUGUGAGCUGGCAGGUAGCGUGGGUCCCUUCACUGGAUCGUGGCAAAUUCAUCAAGGGGGAAGUCCGGCCAAGCAGACCACGUGGGAAGCAGGGCACCGGGUCCCCGCUCUGGCUUACUGGCCCGGCAGAGUUCCCGUCAAUGUCACCAGCACCGCCCUGUUAAGGAGCAGAAACCCAGGUGGAACCCGAAGAAAGGAGAGGCAAGCAGAGGGGGACGGGCCACGAAGGAGGAUUGUGCUGGACAUCUUCCCCACUGUGGUAGCUCUGGCCGGGGCCAGCCUGCCCCAGGACCGGCACUUUGACGGUUUGGAUGCGUCUGAGGUGCUCUUUGGCUGGUCGCAGACUGGGCACAGGGUGCUGUUUCACCCCAACAGUGGGGCGGCUGGAGAGUACGGAGCCCUUCAGACAGUCCGCCUGGGGCACUACAAGGCCUUCUACAUCAGCGGCGGAGCCAGAGCCUGUGAUGGGGACGUGGGGCCUGAGCAGCAUCAUGAGCCUCCCCUGAUUUUUAACCUAGAAGACGAUGUUGCAGAAGCUGUGCCUCUGGACAGAGGUAGUGCCGAAUACCAGGGCCUAGUGCCCAAGGUCAGAGAGGUUCUUGCAGAUGUUCUCCUAGACAUUGCUGUUGACAGCACCUCCAGAGCGGAUUAUACUCGCGAUCCUUCCGUGACCCCCUGCUGCAAUCCCCACCACGUCGCUUGCCGUUGCCAGAGCAUCUGACGGACCGAUUUUCCCCCAGGCAGAAGAUGUCAGGAAGGGAGGGCAAGUUCCAGCUCCAGAUGCUGUAAAAACCAAGUCUCAGAAUUUUGUCCCGCAGCCCCCGCGUUGCGCCCCCCGCAGGCCCUCCUGCGUGCGGAGCUCAGGAGGAGAGCACCCAGGCUUCGGGGUUAGCCCUGGUUCAAGACCCUGGCUUUUGAACAUGGGUGAUUAUUUAACCUAGCUCGCGAGCUGAUUUUGGGGACGAAAGAAGGUGAUUUACGAAAAUGCCUGCCACAUGACCUGCCACGGCACAGGCACUGAAUGCAUUUUAGUUUCCUUCUUCUGUACCCACUUUGGCUGGUCGCUUUAGGAUAGGUUCAUCCCAGCUGGGAUCUAGGGCACUGCUUCUCCAUCUUUAAUAUGCAUACCUCUCAGCUGAGAGCUCGUGGAAGGGCAGGCUCUGACUCAGUAGGUCUGGGGUGGGGCCUGAGAUGCUCCAUUUCUGGGCGGCUGCUGGGGGGUGCCCUGAGCAGCAUGGAUGCAGACUUAGGACAGAGUUAGAUGUUUCCGAGUCUCAGCGCAGAAGAGCCCACAGAUAAAUCCACGGCCCUGCCCGCCUCCCUCCUCCCCUGUUAAAGAUCAAACGACUGUAUUCUAAAGAUUUUAGGCAUCCUUCCUGCUUCCUAAAACCAGUAAGAAAUAAAAAUUUAAAACCUCAAAAAUGCAUUG